AUGGAGCUCCAAGAGCUUGGUAUAGCAGGAUUGAUGAUCACUUGUUUAGUUUGGGGUUUGAACAAAGUGUAUCUGAAAGUUUCUCUUCAUGUCAAACGUAAAGGAAUUGAUCUUCUUAUUGUUUUCCUUUAUAUUGAUGAUCUCUUGGUGACAGGAAACAAUGUGUUGCUGGUUGAAGAGUUUAAGAUGGAAAUGAUGCAAGUCUUUGAGAUGAUAGACCUGGGGCUGAUGUCAUACAUUUUGGGAAUGGAAAUCAAGCAAGGUUAUGAUGAAUUUUUUAUCUGCCAAAAGAAUGAUGCAGGAGAGAUACUAAAGAAACUCCAUAUGGAAAAUUGCAAGACGACAAGCACACCAAUGAAUCCAAAGGAGAAGCUAAGCAAAGAGGAUGGAACUAAUAAAAUUGAUGAAGGAAAGUUCAGAAGCUUGAUUAGAUGUUUGUUGUAUCUCAUUGCUACAAGGUCGGAUAUUCUAUUUGUUGCAAGUCUUUUACUUAGAUUUAUGUAUUGUGCUAUUGAAAUGCAUUUGCGAGCAGAAAAACAAUUAUAA
This is a messenger RNA of Solanum stenotomum, 546 nucleotides long. RefSeq lists its product as uncharacterized. Lineage: Eukaryota; Viridiplantae; Streptophyta; Magnoliopsida; Solanales; Solanaceae. The record is from RefSeq and is a predicted model, not a curated record. Bases 1 to 546 code for a protein of 181 amino acids. The transcript is spliced from 2 exons.